This is a messenger RNA of Archocentrus centrarchus (flier cichlid), 2453 nucleotides long. RefSeq names its product T-lymphocyte activation antigen CD80-like. Gene Ontology annotation, cellular component: external side of plasma membrane. Lineage: Eukaryota; Metazoa; Chordata; Actinopteri; Cichliformes; Cichlidae. The coding region runs from base 267 to 1055 and encodes 262 amino acids. Gene Ontology annotation, biological process: cellular response to lipopolysaccharide; cell surface receptor signaling pathway; negative regulation of T cell proliferation. The transcript has 6 exons. The record is from RefSeq and is a predicted model, not a curated record.
AGUGAACCGUUACUCCUCUACUGGCCAUUGAAGAGCAUCCUUUCUCUGCCUCGUGAAACUCUUGGGCUGCCUUUGCAGUUUUCUUUGGCUCGUUAUCCGUCUGCUCUGUGACGCUCUGUCCGAUCAACUCUGCAGCAUCUGUCCGACUGUGAGCGGAGAGUAUAGCCCGGAGCACUUCACACUUGAUCCUGCUGCUCCACAUGCCCGUGAUAUGACCUCCACCAUGUUAGGCAGAUGAUGUGCUUUUAGAAGACAUCUGCACUACAAUGGAUUUCCUACUUGGACUUUUAUUCACCCUGCUGUUUGUGUCUGAUUCAAAACUUGUGCACAGUGUCAACACCACUAUCAUGGAUUCAGCACUCCUGCUGUGUAGGACGUCUGAAAAGAUCACGGACUUGCGUAAUCUUCGGUUUUACUGGCAAGACGACAGGAAGAAGGUUUUAUACUCCUUCAAUAAAGGAGAGGAGAUGCCCGGGCAUAUAAGUGACCGCUACCUGAAGCGGGUCUCAGCCUUCCCACAGGACAUGAUCACAGGAAACAUUUCAGUCUUACUCAACAAUUUGACUCUGGAGGAUAACGGGAGGAUCUUUGAGGCAUACACUACAGUUUUUACUGGCAGCGAGACGACAAUACUGCAAACCACACAGGUUUGCCAGAUAAACCUGUAUGUAACAGUGCCCUACAAGGACAUCAGGCUGGCUGUACACACUGACACAAUGACAUCAGUGUGUACUGUGCACGGCGGAUUUCCAGCUCCAGAGAUAUACUGGACCGCUCACCACAACGGCUCUGAGUCCCUAGUGGACCCGAGGGACGUCCACACGACAACAGCGCAGGACCCCGAAAGCCUCCUGUACACUUCCAGCAGCACUCUGCACAUCCCUGCAGGUCCUCACCAGGCCCUGACCUGUCUGUGCCACAAUCCCACUCUGAAUGCGACUCUGAACACCACCUACACUCUCAGCAAAGGUGCAGCAGUCUGGAGUUUACCUGGUCGCUCUGCAGGUCUCACAGUGGCUGCUGCUCUCCUUCUAACAGCCCUGCAGCAGCUGUAGUUCACACGGGAUGGUCUGGUUUUGGCGCCAGACGACUCCGGCUGGUUCGGGAGGGUCAGAGUGUAAAUUAUGCCACACUACUCCAACGUUAUAGGAAACCCAAAGUAGAGAUGUUUGAAAAUGCUGCCGAUCCAGUCUCAGUCUGACGGGCAGCGAAUGUGGAAGGAGCCGCACAGACUGAGUUUCAUUAGUCACAAAAAUGAAACUUUUUCACCAGAGUGUUUAACACACCCCUGGAGGGUGGAUGGAGAAGAACUGUACUGGUGCUGAUCUUCAAGAUUGGGAGAUGUGCGGAGCUGCAGUAACUACAGAGAUGAAGCUGAUGAGCCACGAGGAUCUGGGAAAGAGUUGUUGAAGCGAGGCUGAGAAGACGGUGACGGUCAGUGAGCAGCAGUGUGGCCUUAUCCUGAAGAACAUCUUUGUCUUCAGUGAUGGGAUCAGGACCUGCUGGCUGAGGACUGAAGGCCUUUGCAGUCUCAGAUCUGUGGAUUCUUUUGGAAAGCAGAUAAAAACUCAUGUCUUUAAACUUUUGGGUAACCUUUUGUAUUUAUGUUUGAAGCACUUUGUGAUAUUUAUCUUGUAAGCUGCUAUAUGAAUACAUUUUUAUUUUACUCAUAUUUCUGUUUAUUUUAUCAUUUACAGUUUUGUCAUCUUUUAACUUCCUGCUGCUGUUUUUAGUUCGUUCUGGUGCUGAUGGUUCCUGUAAAGUCCACGUAUCCCUUCACUCCCAGAUAAACGUACAGAUUUUUCCUCGGGUCUGUGCCGCUGUUUAUGCGUCUGGAUUGGUGCAGUUCUGGAAAUGUUUCCUGUCAGUCAGUCUGAUGGUGCUCGCCCUCUGAUGCAGGAACUGUUUUAAUUUAUUUAUUGUUGCUUGAACUCUUUCAAUGAACUGCACUCCCCGCUCUUCCUGUGAUGACGGGCUCCUAACAGCGUGACAGGAUGUAAACGGCGGACCGAUGACCUCAGUUGUGAUGUAGACAAAAAACAAACAAUAGUGGAGGAGAGUGCUGGAUCAGGGUGUUAAUGGACCUUAAUGACUUUAUACACUGCUGGGGUUCUUCAUCUGUAAUAAUAAAGCAAAAGUAAAGUUUAAGGAAAUCUGACAAAUCUGGAGAUGGUGGACGGGACAACAAGUUAAUCUUUGCUCUAAACAUCGAGAUGAUUGGAAUGAAGCCCUCACAGGUCUCCAGGAGGACGGCAGGCUGUGGGAAUCAGAAUGAAACACAUUUGCUUCCUUAUUGUCCUUGUUAAGAAUACCUCAAUUUAAAGGUACUUUUUGUAUUUACCCUCUGCAGACUGUAACUUUCACCAGCAGGGGGCAGCGUUUCACGCGUGGGUGUGUUAAGAUGUUUGCAGAUGUGUUCUUGCACAUGUCUCUCUUUAGUCUUACCUCCUUUU